This is a messenger RNA of Cinara cedri, 818 nucleotides long. The record is from the annotation of a GenBank genome assembly. NCBI's taxonomy places the organism in Eukaryota, Metazoa, Arthropoda, Insecta, Hemiptera, Aphididae.
AUGGCUCAGGUGCCCGUCACGGAUCGCACAGACAUCGAGAACCGCCGGUUUAACUCGUUAACAAUACCCGGCCUUGCUAUUAUGCAAAGAGAUGUUUCCGCCGUGUUUUGGAUCGAUGUACCAAAAGUAAUACCCAUUAUGGUAAUAAUAAUACAGCUCGUCACGGUCGAUAAUAAAAUGAUAAAAUUAGUUUUUCGAAAAUCGCAUACCAUCCGUUGUAUUCAAACAUUUCAAAAUAUUUUUAUAUUAAUAUACCCAAUGCUGCAAGUAAUAAUUAUAAAUCGUGUAGUAAUAAUAAUAUAACUCGUUUAGUCAAUAAUUAUAAUUAUAUAAUAAAAGUUUAAAAAAAUCAUGUAAUUAAAUGAAACCGUUUUAACAAAAGUACUGAAACUAAUUUCAUUAGAUUUUUUUUUUAUAAUUGCUUCCUCGGUAGUUUUUAAUCUCUUCGGUAUUUUUUUUUUUUUGUUCUUCGUAAUAUUUUUUAUGUUAUUACUAAUAAUUAUCGGUUAAAUAAUAUUUAAUCGUUAGAAUAGGUUACAUUACACUAGAUUUUGUAAAAAUUAUAAAAUCAUCGGUUUGAGAUUUCCAACAUUUUUUGCGGUAACGGUAAUCGUAUAUCUUUUUUGUUUUUGACGAAAAAGGGCUGUGGCCCGAAAACGGCCAACGUUAUUCUGGAGGAAAAGGGAAUCGCCCUAUCUCUCGUCGUCGCCCUCGGUUCAAAGGGCGAAAUAACCGUCGUCACCGAUUGUUUUGGUUUUCAAAAAACGGUGACCCAUAAUGAAAAUACGAUAAAUGGAGACGCAGUUUGGCCGGUUUAA